Myxocyprinus asiaticus (Chinese sucker) is the source of this 5251-nucleotide messenger RNA. RefSeq names its product midnolin (gene midn). The transcript is spliced from 8 exons. The record is from RefSeq and is a predicted model, not a curated record. Lineage: Eukaryota; Metazoa; Chordata; Actinopteri; Cypriniformes; Catostomidae. Gene Ontology annotation, cellular component: nucleus. Bases 265 to 1872 code for a protein of 535 amino acids. Gene Ontology annotation, molecular function: protein binding.
UCCACCCAUUGUGAACAGCUUUGUAAAGAGGUGUUAUACUUCACCUCCGACGCAUGAAUGCUGUCACACGGUCUAGUUUCGGAUAGAAGGAAGGAGCAUUAGGAUAGACUUGGGAUUUAAGCCGGUGUCUGCAUAAGGACUGCUGGUUCAAUUGCCACAGCACGCGGGCUACACCAUUUAUAGUAGCCACAUAAACGGACUUCCUGGACAUCAUUUUUUUUUUUUUUGACAAAUGUAAACUAUUUAAUAAAAACCUUUCUAUACAUGCCAAAACUAGGAAACAUUGUGGGGGAUUCUGAGACAUUGUCGCGAAACUUUGAGGUUUUCGCCACAAUAAUUGGCUAUCGAAUGGACCAGCAUCCGAGCGCCCGGAGCUGCAGCACUCGCGGAGCUGCGCCGUCCUGUGAGAGCGUCACCGGUGAGCCCCCCAUGAAUUUGUACAUCCACUCCACCACCGGCACACGCUUCGAGCUCUCCCUUCCCGUAGAAGAGACUGUGGAAGGGCUAAAAAGAAGACUUUCUCAAAAACUGAAAGUGCCCAAAGAAAGACUCGCUCUGCUGCACAAAGAAACACGCCUGAGUUCAGGAAAACUUAAAGAUUUGGGUAUAACAGAUAGGAGCAAGUUAACACUGGUUCCAACAGUUGAAGCAGGCCUAAUGUCUCAAGCAUCAAGACCUGAGCAGUCAGUAAUGCAGGCACUGGAGAGCUUGACUGAAAAACAGGUCAGUGACUUCCUGUCUGGCCGGUCUCCUUUAACACUGGCUCUGCGAGUAGGCGAUCAUAUGAUGUUUGUCCAACUGCAGUUGGCAGCGCAGCAUGUGGGUGGCCCGCAGUUACAGCAUCGGCAUCUCAUAUCACAUGGGAGUUCAGAGGGCACAACAGGACACUCGCAUGGAGCUUCUAGCUCUGCCUCUGGGUCGGCCAGGGUUUCGCACAACAACCACCAUCACCCACACCCGCACCCUCACCAUCCCAACACAACACUCCCAUCCAACCCAACGGCCUUUCCACCAUCCACUAUUCCCUCAGUUCCUCCUGUAUAUCCCACCUCUGCCUCAGAGCACUGUAGCCCUCCACCACAUCCCUCGCCACUCCCAGGCAGCAUUCUUCACACCAAGCAGCCAUCUUCAGCUUGUCUGACCUCUCCAAGCAAUCUCAGCCCUGCAACUUCCUGUCCAGAGGCUAACUGCCCCGCAAAGACGCCUGGCAACUGUAACACUCCCUCACGGUCCCGCAAACCUGGUGCUAUCAUUGAAAGUUUUGUGAACCAUGCUCCAGGAGUCUUUUCUGGGACAUUUUCAGGCACUUUACAUCCCAAUUGUCAGGACAGCACUGGGCGUCCCCGUCGGGACAUCGGCACCAUCCUUCAAAUUUUAAAUGACCUUCUGAGUGCCACCCGGCACUACCAGGGCAUGCCUCCAUCACUCACUCAGCUCCGUUACCAGACCCAGUGCAGCAGCCCCAGCUCCCCAGCACCCUCACCACCUCCCUCACCACCCAACACCCCGGGUCUAUCUGGCCUGCCCACCACGGUACCCUCUGAGACCCAGCCUACCCUCCACCCACUGGUGCAGUGCCAGAGCCAGAUCCGCAUGUGCAAACCUCCAGGUGAUCGGCUGCGUCAGACGGAGAACCGGGCCACACGCUGCAAGGUGGAACGUCUGCAGCUGCUAAUGCAGCAGAAGCGUCUGCGCAGGAAGGCCCGGCGAGACUCUCGUGCCCCGUACCACUGGCUCCCCAACCGCAAGGCCGGACGCAGCAACAGUAACAGCAGUAUGUCCAGUGAAGGAUCCCUGGACUUGGACUUUGAGGACUCUGUGUGGAAGCCUGACGUCAAGGCUGACAUGAAAUCAGAAUUCAUCAUGGCCUGAAGCAGAAGAGAUUUUGGCAUCUACAUUGAGAUUGGAAAUUGGCAUAUAGGAUCCGGGUUUACAAUUUAGAGCGGAGAAUUUUUGAGGACUCGCCUGAGGCACAUUCAGAAUCUUGUAGGCUUCUCUCCUCAUCUAUUUUGUGACCACAAAGACAUUACACAAAGGAAGUUUCAUUGAAUUUUACCUUACAUCCUUGAUAGACUACGAUCUUGGAACAGACUGAAUUUUCAAAUUGUGAUGUUUGGAUAUGUAUUGAACUGAUGAAUAGACAAUUUGGACUCAAGACAGUCCAAGAAGUAAACAGAAAUGAGCAUAGCAGACGUCAUCGGUGUUGGGAUGUUUUUCUCUUUUCCUUUUUUUUUUUUUUUUUUUUCUCCCCAAGGGGAACGUAGGUGGAAAUCCAUACAGGCCAAGUACAGGCAUGAUGAACAUACAAAUCAAAUACUGAUCCUUUUUUGUUGUUGUUGUUCCAAAUGGGCAUUCAUUUGAAAGGGGUUAUCUUUUGUUUGUCUUCUCUCCUGUUUUUCUUGAUUCAUGAUGAUUUCUGAAACAAAUAUGUAGCAUUACCCACGAAGCAUUCAGGUUUUUAUCUUGUAGAUGAAGAGGGUUCAUUUGCACACACCUGUGGUUUGAAAUAGACAGUAUCAAAACAUAACCAAGAGAUGGCACAGUGCAUGUUUAGUAUAUAUAAAAAUAUAAAAACCUCUCUCAACAACAGCUCAGUGUAGAGUCAGAGGUUUGAAGUAGGAAACUAAAACAUGAAACAAGACAAUAAUAUGCUGAUGUGAAUGAAGAUGUGAUUCAAGGCUUGUAAAGUCAGUUGUUAAGUAUAUAUAAAGAACUAAAUUUUAUACCUCCAGAUAAAAAAAAAAAAAAAGUAAAACUAACGAAACGUAAACAACAGUUUCUCAUCAAGGCUUCAGUCAAGCUGUGAAUUAAAUCUGAUUAAAUAAAAACGGAUAUAAUAAUAUAAAUACACACUGUUCCUCUGUCUAAAUGUGUAUAAUAGAGAAAGUAGUGGGGUGCCAGAGGAAUAGUUUACAAAUGUGCAUUAUAAUGGCUAACUCUGCCAAAGUGGAAUCUCUCCUGUAUGCAUAUGACUAAAACAACCUGCCGUUCAAGUGUUUUAUUCAAUUAACUUCAAGUACCAGCAUAUUUACAUACCAACAAAGACUGACUUUCAUCAUUUACGUUCCGAACCCGCAUUACAUUCGUUCUCCUGUGGAACACAAAAGUCAUAGCCUCAGUCACUAUUCACUUUCAAUGCAUCUUUUUUUCCCUUACAAUGAAAGUCAGUGGUGGCUGAGGUUGUAAGUCCUUAACAGUCUACCUAACAUCUCCAUUUGUGUUCCAUGGAAGAAGAAAAAAUAAGCAAUUCGGGUUUGGAACUCUAUCAGGGUAAGUGAUGAUAAAAGUAAAAUUUUUGAGUGAACUAACCCUUAAACACUUCACAAAUUUCCAAUAAUAAGUUCAUUUAAACAGUCUUUUGCAGAUCCACGCUUUUUGCAUAAAUGUUGGUUUUCUGUAAAUUAGUCAGAACUGACAUUCAACAGGCCUGCGACCAGAGCGUAUCCCCAUCUUUACAUUCUCAAUAGUGCCUCAUACAUAGAUGCACUGAUAUAUUCAAUCAGGCGUUCCACAGACAAACAGUUCUGCUGCUAUAUGGAACUCUUUUUUUUUGCAUGCAAAAGUGUAAAUUAUCCUGAUACUUUUUUUGUAGAAAAUAAUACCAAUACUGAGAAACUGGUGCUGAAAAGAUUAGAUAUACAAGCAUGAAUUUGUGAAAACUGAAAAAAUAGAUAUUUGCCCAGCUGCUCUGGAUUUCUAAUUAAAAACAUGAUGUUACAUAUCAGCCACAAACCAAAACGGGACUAGAAUUCUACUUGGUGUACAUUGGAUCAUUCCUGGACUGUGGCAACAAGCUAUAAGGAACAAUGGAACAUUUUCUACUCCCAACAUACAAGGGGCCCACAGAGCAAAACCCCGCUCCCAUCAACCUGUCCAGAUGCGGACUAACAGGGAUGUUAGCAACCAACUUUCGCCCCUAGAAUGACUAUUUGGAAAUAAACGUGAAACCACACCAUGAUUGCACUCGCUGAGUUUGCAAAGAGAUUACCUACCUGAAGGGAACCUUGUCUUUUUUCCUUUUUUUGUGUUCAAGUGGCCUUAACGUUCAUUCUUGAAACACUUGCAGAGCUGUGGACAACAUAGGGAUGUUUCUGUUGUUUUUGUCCUGUUUUGUUUUUUUUUUUUUUAAUUGGGCAAUUUUUUGUGUUUAGGAGGUGGAGGCUCUAUUAUGUCAAGGCUUCUGUGCCUUAACUUGUUGCCCUUUUGAGUGUGUACAAAAAAAAAAUCUGAACAAAUUAUUUCCAUUUAUGCAGGUUUUCAAAAUGAAUAGUUCACCCAAAAAUGGAAAUUCUGUCAUCAUUUACUCACCUUGAGAGUGAGUAAAUAAUGACAGAAAUAAAAAAAAUUUGGGUGAACUAUCCCUUUAAUGUUAAAGGAGCUCUGGUUCAUGGUAUUGUUUGUUAAAAGUGUUCAGUACUUCUGGAGGUUGGAGAAAAUAGCUUUCAGGUACCAUCAGUGUGUUCCGUUUUGUUUGAAUACGACCCCUUGAACCCUACUGUCCUACAAGCAAGCUGAAAAGCAACAAAUUUAAUUGAAAAAAGGAGGUUUCAACUGCAGUGAUACAGCAACAAAGUGCCCUACUCUCAAUUGAGGCGUCCUUUAAGGACACGUGACAUCAUGCACUUCCCUUCUUCUCAGAUAAACUGUUUCAUUGGACGAUUUCUCCCUUCCCCCUAAAAAAUUAUAAAAUUUUUAUAUAUGUAUGAAAUAUACUCUGUGUGUGCCUCAACUAUAUGUAAAACGGUAAAAAUUAAAAAAAAAUAAAACUGGAAAAAAAAAAAAGCAUAGGAGAUGAUCUGCAUUUUAGGAAGGGGGAAUUGUGGAGGGAGGGAAGGGGGCAUUUUCAAUAGUUUGUUGGAAUUCUGAUCACAUCAUUUAAGUUGCCUGUUAUUUCUUGUAGCCAAUGAAAACUGAUUACAAGAGUCAAAAAAUAAAAAAAUAAAAACAAUUUACAAUGUUCUAGCUAUAGACCGGUGUAGCACAUGUGUGACUGUAUUAAUUUAUGAAACCAAAUGGUAACUGUGAAUUAUGUAUUUCUUUGUGCAUUUUUUUAAAAGUGGGCGGAAGGCGGAAAAGGGCGUUGGUGUGCCCUGUUUUGUUUUUGUGGAAUAUAAUGGAAAUAAUCAAGUAAAAAAAAAAAAGGAAAAUAUCUAAAUAUAUUUUUUUCUUAAGCAAUACAUUUCAGUGUGACUUGUGAUAGGACAUUUUCUUUUUUUAGGUAAUAAAUUGAAAAAAAAAAAAAAAAAUCAGA